Messenger RNA from Mytilus trossulus (common blue mussel), 4419 nucleotides. RefSeq names its product apomucin-like. The coding region runs from base 1 to 4419 and encodes 1472 amino acids. The transcript has 18 exons. The record is from RefSeq and is a predicted model, not a curated record. Lineage: Eukaryota; Metazoa; Mollusca; Bivalvia; Mytilida; Mytilidae.
AUGGGGUCAAAGUCAGGAUAUGAUUACCUAUCCAACACAACUGGUACUACAUAUGAAACAGGAUAUGAUGACCUAUCCAACACAACUGGUACUACAUUUGAAACAGGAUAUGAUGACCUAUCCAACACAACUGGUACUACAUAUGAAACAGGAUAUGAUUACCUAUCCAACACAACUGGUACUACAUAUGAAACAGGAUAUAAUUACCUAUCCAACACAACUGGUACUCCAUAUGAACCAGGAUAUGAUGACCUAUCCAACACAACUGGUACUACAUAUGAAACAGGAUAUGAUUACCUAUCCAACACAACUGGAUAUGAUUAUCUAUCCAACACAACUGGUACUACAUAUGAAACAGGAUCUAAUUACCUAUCUAAGACAACUGGUACUACAUAUGAAACAGGAUCUAAUUACCUAUCUAACACAACUGGUACUACAUAUGAAACAGGAUCUAAUUACCUAUCUAACACAACUGGUACUUCAUAUGAAACAGGAUCUAAUUACCUAUCUAACACAACUGGUACUACAUAUGAAACAGGAUCUAAUUACCUAUCUAACACAACUGGUACUACAUAUGAAACAGGAUCUAAUUACCUAUACAAAACAACUGGAUCUGGUUACCUAUCCAACACAAUUGGUACUCCAUAUGAAACAAGAUCUGAUUACAUAUCCAACACAACUGGUACUCCAUAUGAAAGAGGAUCUGAUUACCUAUACAACACAACAGGUACUCCAUAUGAAACAGGAUCUGAUUACCUAUCUUACACAACUGGUACUCCAUAUGAAACAAGAUAUGAUUACCUAUCCAACACAACUGGUACUACAUAUGAAACAGGAUCUGAUUACCUAUCUUACACAACUGGUACUCCAUAUGAAACAAGAUAUGAUUACCUAUCUAACACAACUGGUACUCCAUAUGAAACAAGAUAUGAUUACCUAUCUUACACAACUGGUACUCCAUAUGAAACAAGAUAUGAUAACCUAUCCAACACAACUGGUACUACAUAUGAAACAGGAUCUAAUAACCUAUCUAACACAACUGGUACUACAUAUGAAACAGUAUCUAAUUACCUAUCUAACACAACUGGAUCUGAUUACCUAUCCAACACAUCUGGUACUACAUAUGAAACAGGAUUUAAUAACCUAUCCAACACAACUGGUACUUCACAUGAAACAGGAUCUAAUUAUUUAUCCAACACAACUGGUACUACAUAUGAAACAGGAUCUAAUUAUCUAUCUUACACAACUGGUACUCCAUAUGAAACAAGAUAUGAUUACCUAUCUAACACAACUGGUACUGCAUAUGAAACAGGAUGUGAUUACCUAUCUUACACAACUGGUACUCCAUAUGAAAUAAGAUAUGAUUACCUAUCUAACACAACUGGUACUGCAUAUGAAACAGGAUCUGAUUAUCUAUCCAACACAACUGGUACUUCAUAUGUAACAGGAUCUAAUUACCUAUCUAACACAACUGGUACUACAUAUGAAACAGGAUCUAAUUACAUAUCCAACACAACUGGAUAUGAUUAUCUAUCCAACACAACUGGUACUACAUAUGAAACAGGAUCUAAUUACCUAUCUAAGACAACUGGUACUACAUAUGAAACAGGAUCUAAUUACCUAUCUAACACAACUGGUACUUCAUAUGAAACAGGAUCUAAUUACCUAUCUAACACAACUGGUACUACAUAUGAAACAGGAUCUAAUUACCUAUCUAACACAACUGGAUCUGGUUACCUAUCCAACACAACUGGUACUCCAUAUGAAACAAGAUCUGAUUACAUAUCCAACACAACUGGUACUCCAUAUGAAACAGGAUCUGAUUACCUAUACAACACAACAGGUACUCCAUAUGAAACAGGAUCUGAUUACCUAUCUUACACAACUGGUACUCCAUAUGAAACAAGAUAUGAUUACCUAUCCAACACAACUGGUACUACAUAUGAAACAGGAUCUGAUUACCUAUCUUACACAACUGGUACUCCAUAUGAAACAAGAUAUGAUUACCUAUCUAACACAACUGGUACUCCAUAUGAAACAAGAUAUGAUUACCUAUCUUACACAACUGGUACUCCAUAUGAAACAAGAUAUGAUAACCUAUCCAACACAACUGGUACUACAUAUGAAACAGGAUCUAAUAACCUAUCUAACACAACUGGUACUACAUAUGAAACAGUAUCUUAUUACCUAUCUAACACAACUGGUACUACAUAUGAAACAGGAUCUAAUUACCUAUCUAACACAACUGGUACUACAUAUGAAACAGGAUCUGAUUACCUAUCCAACAGAACUGGUACUCCAUAUGAAACAGGAUCUGAUUACCUAUCCAACAAAACUGGUACUACAUAUGAAACAGGAUAUGAUUAUCUAUCCAACACAACUGGUUCUACAUAUGAAACAGGAUCUGAUUACCUAUCCAACAGAACUGGUACUCCAUAUGAAACAGGAUAUGAUUAUCUAUCCAACACAACUGGAUCUGAUUACCUAACCAACACAACUGGUAAUACAUAUGAAACAAGAUAUAAUUACUUAACCAACACAACUGGUACUCCAUAUGAAACAGGAUCUGAUUAUCUACACAACACAACUGGUACUACAUAUGAAACAGGAUCUAAUUACCUAUACAACACAACUGGUACUACAUAUGAAACAGGAUAUGAUUAUCUAUCCAACACAACUGGAUCUGAUUACCUAUCUUACACAACUGGUACUCCAUAUGAAACAAGAUAUGAUUACCUAUCUAACACAACUGGUACUGCAUAUGAAACAGGAUCUGAUUAUCUAUCCAACACAACUGGUACUUCAUAUGUAACAGGAUCUAAUUACCUAUCUAACACAACUGGUACUACAUAUGAAACAGGAUCUAAUUACAUAUCCAACACAACUGGAUCUGAUUACCUAACCAACACAACAGGUACUCCAUAUGAAACAGGAUCUGAUUACCUAUCCAUCACAACUGGUACUCCAUAUGAAACAGGAUCUGAUUAUCUACACAACACAACUGGUACUACAUAUGAAACAGGAUCUAAUUACCUGUACAACACAACUGGUACUACAUAUGAAACAGGAUAUGAUUAUCUAUCCAACACAACUGGAUCUGGUUACCUAUCCAACACAACUAGUACUCCAUAUGAAACAGGAUCUGGUUACCUAACCAACACAACUGGUACUACAUAUGAAACAGGAUCUAAUUACCUAUCCAAGACAACUGGAUCUAAUUACCUAUCUAACAACACUGGUACUACAUAUCAAACAGGAUCUAAUUACCUAUCCAACACAACUGGUACUACAUAUGAAACAGGAUCUAAUUACCUAUCUAACACAACUGGUACUCCAUAUGAAACAGGGUCUGAUUACCUAUCCAACACAACUGGUACUACAUAUGAAACAGGAUCUAAUUACCUAUCUAACACAACUGGAUCUAAUUACCUAUCUAACAACACUGGUACUACAUAUCAAACAGGAUCUAAUUACCUAUCCAACACAACUGGUACUACAUAUGAAACAGGAUCUAAUUACCUAUCUAACACAACUGGUACUCCAUAUGAAACAGGGUCUGAUUACCUAUCCAACACAACUGGUACUACAUAUGAAACAGGAUCUAAUUACCUAUCUAACACAACUGGAUCUAAUUACCUAUCUUACACAACUGGUACUCCAUAUGAAACAAGAUAUGAUUACCUAUCUAACACAACUGAUACUGCAUAUGAAACAGGAUCUGAUUACCUAUCUUACACAACUGGUACUCCAUAUGAAACAAGAUAUGAUUACCUAUCUAACACAACUGGAUCUAAUUACCUAUCUAACAACACUGGUACUACAUAUCAAACAGGAUCUAAUUACCUAUCCAACACAACUGGUACUACAUAUGAAACAGGAUCUAAUUACCUAUCUAACACAACUGGUACUCCAUAUGAAACAGGGUCUGAUUACCUAUCCAACACAACUGGUACUACAUAUGAAACAGGAUCUAAUUACCUAUCUAACACAACUGGAUCUGAUUACCUAUCCAAUACAACUGGUACUCCAUAUGAAACAGGAUCUGAUUAUCUAUCCAACACAACAGGUACUACAUAUGAAACAGGAUCUGACUUACUAUCCAACACAACUGGUACUACAUAUGAAACAGGAUAUGAUUACAUAUCCAACACAACUGGAUCUGAUUACCUAACCAACACAACAGGUACUCCAUAUGAAACAGGAUCUGAUUACCUAUCCAUCACAACUGGUACUCCAUAUGAAACAGGAUCUGAUUAUCUAUACAAUGCAACUGGUACUACAUAUGAAACAAGAUCUAAUUACCUAUACAACACAACUGGUACUACAUAUGAAACAGGAUAUGAUUAUCUAUCCAACACAACUGGAUAUGAUUACCUAUACAACACAACUGGUACUACAUAUGAAACAGGAUCUGACUAA